GCAUCGGUGAAGUGCCGGGAUGAUUGUCUCGACGGCUAUACUUGCUUGCUUGCACACGCCUGCCGCUUUCUUGUUUCUGCACAGAGCGUACAUAACCGUCUAUGUUCUGCACAUACCUAGAUUCUCACACACACGCACACGUACAUAUGUUUAGUAAGUACACUACACCUAGCCAGCGCCGCUGUCCCAGUCCCAGCCGGCGGCUCGGCCGUGCACAAACAAGGGCCCUGCCGUGGUUCUCGCUUGCGGUCUGCCGAUGCUUUACGUUACAUACUUGGCAGGAUACAAGGCGCGCUUUUUCUGCGGAACAAAACGCCGAGGCGCUCGACAGCAUGCUGGCCGACAAAUUUUCUCCGGCUGCACGGCAUGCAUGCCCUGCUGUCACUGCUAAGAGAGGGAACCGGAACGAGCAGAUGCGACGAGGGUUGCUGCCACCGUGCAUUUUUUUGUCGCUAGCUGCUGGCUGCUGGCUGCAGCGGCGCUCAAGGGAACCCCACGUGUUGUUCCAUCACCAGCCAUGCCAUGGCAGCGGCACGCCCGACACCACCCUCGUUGCGAACCCGACACCGUGCUCGCCGCUGGAAAUUGCGCAUCGUGCCCAGCCUAAUCCCCGAAACCACUAGGCCGUCUCAGGCAGUUUUCUCUCCCAGCAAGAGUACGCGUCGUCGCCUUCAAGGUUCAAGGGGGGGCUGUCCACGAUGCUGGGACUGCUGGGACGUGAGCAGUCAGCGCGCGAAGUU
This is a messenger RNA of Bipolaris sorokiniana ND90Pr, 740 nucleotides long. RefSeq lists its product as uncharacterized. Lineage: Eukaryota; Fungi; Ascomycota; Dothideomycetes; Pleosporales; Pleosporaceae. The record is from RefSeq and is a predicted model, not a curated record. Bases 102 to 623 code for a protein of 173 amino acids. The transcript has a single exon.